Messenger RNA from Penicillium maclennaniae, 984 nucleotides. Its product is annotated as CaiB/BaiF CoA transferase family protein. Gene Ontology annotation, molecular function: catalytic activity. NCBI's taxonomy places the organism in Eukaryota, Fungi, Ascomycota, Eurotiomycetes, Eurotiales, Aspergillaceae. The record is from RefSeq and is a predicted model, not a curated record. The transcript has a single exon. Bases 1 to 984 code for a protein of 327 amino acids.
AUGUGGACCAAUCGAUCUAAGGAGAGUUUAGCAUUGAAUCUCAAAGAAAAACAGGACCUUGUGGUCUUGAUGAAGCUCCUUGAACGCGCCGACGUACUCGUUCAGAAUUUGGCUCCGGGUGCAGCUGCGCGACUUGGCCUAACGUACGAAGCAUUGAAGGAACUUCACCCUUCCUUGAUUGUGUGUGACAUCUCUGGAUAUGGUCAGGAUGGUCCCUAUCGCAACAAGAAAGCAUAUGACCUUCUCAUCCAAAGCGAAGCCGGGAUGCUCUCCGUUACUGGCUCUGGCAAGCAGCCUGCGAAAGUAGGUAUUUCUAUUGCUGAUAUCUCUGCUGGAAUGUACGCGUACACAAAUAUUCUGUCGGCACUAAUACAGCGUGACAAGGAUGGCCAAGGCUGUCAAAUCGACAUCUCGAUGUUAGAGAGCAUGGUCGAGUGGAUGGGCUUCCCCAUGUACUACGCCUUCGACGAUGCCCCUGGCCCAGUACCUGCGGGCGCAUCCCACGCAUCCAUUUAUCCAUAUGGUCCUUUCGAGACUGGCGAUGGUCUGUCGGUCAUGCUCGGAAUCCAAAAUGAAAGGGAAUGGGUCAACUUCUGCCGCGACGUUCUGUUUCAGCCUGAGCUAGCCGCGGACUCUCGUUUCUCAAGCAACUCUCUACGCACGCAAAAUCGAGACGAUUUAAAAGCCAUCAUUUGCCUUGCUUUUUCUGAAUUGACUGCCGAAGAGACUAUUGCAAGACUUGACAAGGCUGCGAUUGCAAAUGCGAAUGUUAACGACAUGCACGGGGUCUGGAAACAUGCCCAGCUAAAGGCUCGCGACCGUUGGUCAGAAGUGCAAACUCCAGCAGGGGUCAUCCGGACUCUGUUACCGCCUGGCGCGACCAAGAGUGCCGAUCAGGGUGGAUAUGGGGCCCAGAUGGGAUCGGUUCCGAGAGUCGGGGAACACAACCGGGCGAUUUUGGCAGAGUUAGGCUUUUCCAAAUAG